AGCCCGCUGCUACAUGCUGCUGAUCAAAUGAGUCUGAUCUGAACCAUUCGGUGAUGUGAUCUGGUCUCAGACGGUCGGGAAAAUGGUUUCGCGCGCAACUUUCAAACUUCGCCUAGUGAUUCUGAUUGGAAUGAUUAAAUAUCAUCUGAAAAGUUUGUGGCAGAAAUAUUACUUUGGCUACAAGCGACCUAAAGUGCAGCUUAAGUUGGGAAAACUCCGAGGAUUAACUGACAAGCUACCGAACGGUGAACCCUAUCACUUCUUCAAGGGCAUCCCAUAUGCCAAACCACCGGUCGGACCGCUUCGGUUUCAACCUCCAGUGCCAAUUCAACGUUAUGACGGAGGGAUGAUUGAUUGCUCAGUACACCGGAAUGAAAGCAUCCAGUUGAAUUUCCUUUUCAACACCGUGGCGGGGUCAGAAGAUGGCCUCUACUUGAACGUGUACACACCGGAGCUUCCCGAUAGUACAAAAUCUGCGCCAAACCUACCAGUGAUGAUAUUCAUCCAUGGGGGCGGUUUUCAGGAUGGAUCUGGGGAUAGCUUUCUCUACGAUCCUGUAGACUUGGUAGCUGCAGGGGUCAUUGUCGUCACUAUCAACUACCGUCUGGGACCUCUCGGAUUUUUAUGCCUACCCAGUGUAGGGGUCUAUGGCAACAUGGGAUUGAAGGAUCAGCGUCUUGCAUUCCAGUGGGUACAGGAAAACAUUGCUCAAUUCGGAGGAAAUCCAAAUAAUGUGACUCUGUUCGGCUGCAGUGCUGGAAGUAUUGCAGCUCAGCUUCAUUACUUAUCUAAAAAUUCGAGAUAUCUGUUUCAUCGAAUAAUCUGUCAAAGCUGUACCGGGUUCUCGAUGCCGUAUUUGCAGCAGAAUCCAGUGGCUAAGUCGAGAAAAUUGGCGAGUGUUGUGAAGGGUGGCAAACUAAUUUCAGACAAAGAAGCAUUAGAUAUUUUGAUGCGAUCUUCCGCUCGUACUUUGGUGAAGCUCCAGACAAAAGCGUUUACCGAGCACGACAGCCCACUGGAUCCCUACAAAUUUUACUUCCGAGCAUGCGUCGAACCUGUAGAGACUAAAGAUGGUGUCAUCGCCGAAACACCGGAGACAAUUUUCAAACGAGUUGACACCUUCAACAUACCAAUGAUCACCGGAUGCUGUGACACUGAGGGCGGUCUGAGCAUGCAUCUUCUGUUGGAUAAAUUGAAAGCCAUCAAUGCCAAACCGGAACAUAACAUGAUCUCAUCCAUUGUGAGAGAUGCAGACAUUCCGGAUCGAGCCCAACUGGCUUCCGAUGCCAAAAGGCUUUAUUUUGGGAGCAAACCCAUUGACCGGAACAGUUUGAAGGAGAUGAGUAAUCUGUUUACAGACACGGAUUUCGUUGCUCAUCAAAUGGUUGCCACUGAGUGGAUUUCAAGGUAUCAACCUAGAGUGAAGCACUACAACUAUCGUUUCACGUUCGACGGGCAGUAUGGUUGUAUGGAGCGCGUUCUAGGGACAACGAAUAUCGGAGGAACUUGGCAUGGUGACGACAUGUUCUACAUUUUCAAACCAGCGUUUCUGCCUCGUUUGCCAGCUCAAUCAGAUGAAGAAAAAGUGAAACAAACAUUCAUACAAUUGUGGUCUAGCUUUGCCAAAAACGGAGAGCCUUCAUUGGGAGAUGCCAAGGCGGUGGAAUGGCUACCAGUUCAGUCUUACGCUGGAAGUCAGAAUUUGUUCCAACUAGAUUAUCUGAACAUUGACGUCAAAACGAGGAUGAUGCAAAAUCAUUGUCGACAAAGAUUAGCGUUUUGGCGGCAGUGUAUAAUAAAGUAUAAGAAAGAUUUCUUGUGAUGAUGAAUAUGAGAACUAGUAAACUA
This is a messenger RNA of Aedes albopictus (Asian tiger mosquito), 1848 nucleotides long. RefSeq names its product esterase B1-like. The record is from RefSeq and is a predicted model, not a curated record. The transcript is spliced from 4 exons. Gene Ontology annotation, molecular function: hydrolase activity. The coding region runs from base 83 to 1822 and encodes 579 amino acids. NCBI's taxonomy places the organism in Eukaryota, Metazoa, Arthropoda, Insecta, Diptera, Culicidae.